Messenger RNA from Eubalaena glacialis (North Atlantic right whale), 876 nucleotides. RefSeq names its product OTU deubiquitinase 6A (gene OTUD6A). The transcript has a single exon. Lineage: Eukaryota; Metazoa; Chordata; Mammalia; Artiodactyla; Balaenidae. The record is from RefSeq and is a predicted model, not a curated record. The coding region runs from base 1 to 876 and encodes 291 amino acids. Gene Ontology annotation, biological process: protein K11-linked deubiquitination; protein K27-linked deubiquitination; protein K33-linked deubiquitination. Gene Ontology annotation, molecular function: cysteine-type deubiquitinase activity.
AUGGGAGAUUCACAGCGUGAGCAUCAGAGGAUGAUACGACGCCACAACCACGAGAAGACAGAGCUGCAGGCCCACAUUCAGGACAUGAAGAGCUCGGUCCCCAAGACCGACAAGAAGGGAAGAGAGCAGUUGCUCCUCGAUGUGGCCCGCCUCGAGGCCGAGAUGGAGCAGAAGCACCAGCAGGAGCUGGAGAAGUUCCAGGAGAGUUUCCCUGAUAACAGCAACCUCGAUUCUGUCACUGAAGAUCUGGCCAAGGUGGAUCUCAAGAACGAGCCUCCUCACCUCUCGAGGGCACAGAGAAGGUGCGAAAGAAAGGUGGCACGAGAGGGAGAAAGCCAGGAGAGGGUGGCCGAGGCUGAGAUGGAGCAUCUGGCCAGCUUCCACCACGACGAGGAAAUGGAGCUCGGCGCCAUCCUGCAGGCCAGGAAUCUGGAGAUGCAGGAUAUCCCGGCCGACGGCCACUGCAUGUACCGCGCCAUCCAACACCAGCUGGUGUUCUCCGUGACCGUGGAUUGCCUGCGGAGGCGCACCGCCGAGUACAUGCAGAAGCAUGUCGACGACUUCCUGCCUUUCUUCAGCAACCCCGAAGCCGGCGACGCCGGCAGCCGCGACGACUUCUUGAGCUACUGCGAUGACAUCGUGCUCAGGGCGUCGUGGGGAGGCCAGCUCGAGCUGAGGGCCCUGUCGCACGUCCUGCAGACCCCCAUCGAGGUGAUCCAGGCCAACUCGCCCGCCGUCGUCAUGGGAGAGGAGUACACCAAGAAGCCAAUCACCCUGGUCUACCAGCGCUACUCCUACAGCUGCGGGGAGCACUACAGCUCGGUGAAGCCGGUCGGCGCUGGCUCCGUCAGGAGUGUGGCCCGGCAUCUCUUCUAG